This is a messenger RNA of Mesorhabditis spiculigera, 333 nucleotides long. The record is from the annotation of a GenBank genome assembly. Lineage: Eukaryota; Metazoa; Nematoda; Chromadorea; Rhabditida; Rhabditidae.
AUGGUAGAAGAGGAAGGGCUGGAAGCCUCCAAACAGCGCUACCAAGCCCCAUCGCCGAGGACACGCCGCGAACUGUCGCCCGGAGCUUCGGUGCAUCACUUGCAGUACAACUCGCCGAUGAACUUGUACUCGACCGAGUCGGCCGCCGAGCAGUACAACCAGCAGACAGGACUGCCAGUUGGCCCCGUUCCUCGUGCCAAUUCACCCUACCUGAAUUCUGCCACCCGCCAGGCUAUCGCUGAGGAAGAGGGAGCCCGUUUCCUCCGUGGCACCUCCCCGACCUGUUCGCCGAGCUUCAAACGCAUCAGCAGCGCCGUCGGCACCCCCGUCAAC